CUUGACUUCGCCCGCUCAAUGACUGCCGCGCCGCCCUGCAUACGUAUAGUACAUAAAUAACUCCAUAAAUACAGUGCACAGAGUGCCGCCUAGGUUUCCUGAUCUAAGUUCAUCAGACGAUAAACCCAAAAUGACGGAGGCAGAAACAGUAACAGAGGAGAAGCGCUCCUCGUCACGCAGUAAGCUAAGCGGGUACCUAAAAGAAGGUCUCGAAAAAGGCAAGGAGGGAGCGCUGAAGGGCAAGAUCGUGCUCGAACAGUCCCUCGGCCUUGGCCACAAGCCUAACGUGGUACCUCCCGGAGAGGCUAAUAUCAACGGGGAACUGCGCACCGUCCAGAUCGGAUGGCAUCCCGUUGGGGGUCUGGGAGGCAAGUGGUUUGCGGAGAAGACGGGGCUGGGUAAGAAGAUCACGGAGAAGAUCAAUAAGUAUCCUGAUCCGACGCAGCACUGGGCGGUGCUGGUGGGUGGAUUCUGUCAUGAGCUUUGGAUGGACGAGCAUUUGGAUGUCAUCUACAUCAAUGAGGUCGUCGUCAAAGAUGAGUGGCACACGUAUGAAGUCGGAACCACGAGAUUCAACGACGAGGCGCUCAGACAAGCCGGCGAGAUGGUCAUCCACAAUAUGAGAGCAACCAGACCAGCCUACAACAUCAUCAGCAACAACUGCCAAAAUUUCGCCGUCCUCCUACUCGACGCCAUCAAGAUCGGCGCGCACAAAGAGUUCGCCACCAGCUUCGCCGUGUACCAGGCCGCCACUGGCGCGGGUCAGAUCAAAGACCUAUUCGUCGAUCAGCAUCCCGAGGAGCAGCAGGACCAGCAGCGUCCGACGUUGCAUCAUCAGGAUACGACGCAGAAUGCGCAGCAGGUCAUGGAGGAUAAUACGACGAAGUUGGAUAAUCACCAGUCGUCGUUCUUCUCUAGUGUCAAGGAUAGAGGGACAUCCCUUAAGGAUAGAGGGCUGUCGAUGUUUUCCAAGGGGGACAGUCCGAAGGAUGCCUAGAGCGACUAGAUGGUGUAGGUGAACAUGGGAGUAUCCCGCUGGUGCGAGGCCUAAUGAGGAGUAAAGGUGGUGGUUGAGCAUUCUGAGGUUCUGCUCGGAUGCGAGAUAGGGGAGAUGGACAAGAGACGGCGUGCUUGGCAGCGAGAAGUUGCCAUAUGAUAAGAUACCCAUGUUCGAAAUGAAUAAAAUAUUGAAC
Pseudogymnoascus verrucosus is the source of this 1193-nucleotide messenger RNA. RefSeq lists its product as uncharacterized. The record is from RefSeq and is a predicted model, not a curated record. The transcript has 4 exons. NCBI's taxonomy places the organism in Eukaryota, Fungi, Ascomycota, Leotiomycetes, Thelebolales, Thelebolaceae. Bases 131 to 997 code for a protein of 288 amino acids.